Molecule: messenger RNA, 5683 nt
Organism: Porites evermanni
Lineage: Eukaryota; Metazoa; Cnidaria; Anthozoa; Scleractinia; Poritidae
Source: the annotation of a GenBank genome assembly
AUGUCAAGAGGCUUCACAAUAGACGAAUACAUGAGCCAGUGCUUUUCUAAUCGGAAUGAUAACAGAAAAGGACGACAAAUGCCUGUUCAUUAUGGUUCUAAAGAUCUUAAUUUUGUUACUAUUUCAUCCCCCCUUGCUACUCAGAUGCCACAAGGUUAGCAAGUGUUAACUGUGUUAUGUAAAGGUUACCUUUGAAUUUGAAACAUCAGAUUGUAGAUUACUAGUAACAACAGUAUGAUGCAAGUUAAGGUUAAGAGAUACCUGAAAUUAAAUGAGAUUAGUCUGUGUACACUCGCCCCUUAAAUGAGGUCCACGUUUAUUUAAGUAAUCACCACGUGAUUACAUGUUUUGUGUCAUAGGGCAUGUCAAAACUUGUAAUACGAGCGCGAAAAUAAAGUAGAACCUCGGAUAACUCGAACUUUCUACUAAGUCGAGCUAAGUCCAAUUUCCCUUGGAUUUCACCCUACUUCUUAGUCAUAUUUACUUGGAUAACUCGAAUUCCCUUCUAGCUCUAACUAAUUCAUUUCCCUCGAUUCACUGAAAUUUACCCCGAUAACUCGAAUUCUGGUUCUUGUAACCCUACUCGGGUGCCAUCCAAUUAGCGCUUCCUUUUGUCAAAUCAGUAAAAACACUUAAACUAACACUGGUCAACAGUACAUAAAUUUGAUUUUAAUCGGUGCAAUGAACAGAUCACAUUUUAUGAUUAAAAAACUGCCCAAUUCAAUUGGGAUUUUAAUUUUUUCACUUUAUUUCAUAAGAAAAGGUAACAUAAUUAUUAUGUUACCGUUUCUGAUAAAACAAAGUGAUUUUAUUUACUUAAACCUUGAACUACUACUAUGCACUAUACUAUACUAUGUACUAUUACGCACUAAUCCCAUUGUCUUGUUUUGUUUACUACUUGCUUUUUUGCACUAGUUGUUAGUAUCUGUUUCAUGGUUCAAGUAAAAUUACUCUAUAUUAAUUAACCAUAGCCCACUUUUGUUAUAUUAGAAUUUUGUCAUGACUCCGAGACUUUCUGGUCAUUUUUCUAUAUUUGGUUUGGUUUUCUUUGUGCUCAAGUCUCUUCUGGGAAUUGCGACACAAUGGAGUCGUGACAAAUUUGCAAUUUCGGCCCUAAAGCCUCGGAGUCAUGACAAAAUUUUAAUAUAACAAAAGUGGGCUAUGGUAAAUUUCCCAAAUCUCCCCUAUCGUCCCCGGCCUAUGUUAGGUAAUCCAAGACAAACUUGGAUUCUGGAUUCCACGAGCCGUUGAUUCCGGGUUCAUUGUCAUAUGAACUUGGGUUAGGGAUUGGAUUCCUUAAGAUGAAUUGCGGAUUCCAAAGCCCACGAUUCCAGAUUCCACAUGCAAAAAAAAUUACUUUACAUGCGGCAACUCUGACAAUAUCUUUCUGAUUCAGCAACUGGAUAUGCCUAUGCAAUGAAAAGAGCAGGCACUGGAAACUGUGUCAUCUGUUACUUUGGUGAAGGAACCGCAAGCGAAGGAGAUGCCCAUGCAGCAUUCAAUUUUGCUUCAACUCUGGAAGCACCUGUUGUUUUCUUCUGGUAAACUUUUUACAUUGCUAUAGUUGAAGAGCUUGCACAUAACCUAAGUUGUGAGUUGAAUUUUGACUAUCUUAACAUGGGCUAUGCAGUUUUGUAGUCCGAGGCGUGUCACCGAUAGGUUUCCUCAGUUGGUUGAGGAAGAGACGUUGAAAGAGACCGGGUUCGAUUUUCGGUCGGACAAACAGUCAGGGUCUUAAGUGAAAUUAUUGAUAAAGAAUGUGUUGCCUGACCCCACGCGGGCGAAAUGCGGAUGGAUUAAUAUUCCAGUGUCAUUAGACAAGGACUAAAAACCGUAGUGUAGGCUCCCUUUUAAAUCACCCUCAGUGAUUUGGCCUUUGUGGGACGUAAAAUGACCCAUUUUACCAUUCAUAAAGAGUACAGGACGUAUACUACGGUGGUGACCAGCCUUUUAUGAGAACAUGGCAAGAAAAUAAAAUUGAGUUGAGUUGAGUCAUUGAUCUGCAACCAUCAGAUUUCAUCCUCGCACUGUUCACAACCUCUUUGACAAACUGACUUUGCUUAUUGGUUAGAAUGUUGGAGUUAAAUUCAAAAUGGACUUAUAGCACCCACCAUUUAUCUUACCGAGCUUGUAAGGCAAUGAUCAGUCUCACCUUUCAGGCCACGUUUAAACACUUUGGUCUUUUGUGUUUUAUCUUUUUGAUUGAAUUGUCUUCACUGAGCAGCAUUUCUCUUUGUAUCAACAGUCGUAACAAUGGCUAUGCAAUAUCUACUCCUACGGAUGAGCAAUACAGAGGAGAUGGAAUAGGUUAGUGAACCUUACGCUAGAAGUACAAAAGUAAAAGGUCAUUGUAGGCUUUUGGAACGAUCGUGUUGUGCAAAUUUGUGGGUGGAAAUCUUAAGCCAGAAUUUUAGGUGUCUGUCAUCUUCGACUGCGGAAUCUAAUGACAAGUGCUCGUUUGAUACAAGAAUGUAACAAUAGACAUGACGACUGCAUCCACUUUUUAGGAAUCUGCGUCCGCUUAAUAGAGGUGCCCCUUUAUAAAGUAAAUAAGGAGAAUAAAUGGAUUGCUCGAUAGAGGGUGCCCGUUUAAUACAGAUUUCACUGUGUUCACAUUAACCUUUUACCUCCAAGAGUUGACAAAGUAAACAUUUCAGGAAUUUCAAAUUUCAUCUUGUAUAAUGACGGAAAAAAUACUGUCAUUUGAAUGGUCACACCAUGGAUUUCGUCCAAAGACUCAAAAGUUGGAACCACCUUAUAAGACUCGAUCAUUCACUCUACACGUAGCGGCUACACGUAGGCUAGAAUAGCUGCAACGAAAAGGUCCAUGCGAAAUGCUGAUUGGCGGAGAUGACAUUAGUGAUGACAUCAUUACCCUUGGAAGGUGUUUUUCAAUGUUUGUUUACAUUCGCGCUCGUUUCCGCUUCGCGCUCAGUCGAAGGGGGGCCACGGGAGAAAUGGAGGUAGAAUUCAAAUUCCAGAGACGUAGUUGCAUAGUCUCCUUCCUUUUCUUGCCCUGCCGCCAGAGCGCCCCUGAGAGCUUGCUCGCAGGCUAGCUGUAAGGUGUAUUAGUCUGCAGGAUAAGCAUAUUGUAUUCUUUAUUUUAAGCUGGGCGUGGCAGGGGCUAUGAGAUGAUGACAAUUCGUGUGGAUGGCAAUGAUGUCUUCGCAGUUUAUAACGUCACCAAAGCAGCACGUGAUGUUGCAGUAAAUCAAGAAAGACCUGUUUUAAUUGAAGCCAUGACUUACAGGUAAGAUAAAGAAGUCGUUAAAUUACUCGGAUUACAGGGUGGUCAUUACCAUCUCUUCCAUCUCUUUUGGAAACUGUCAGAGGCAGGAAUGAAUUUUUUGAAAGUCUUAAGAAUAGUUGUUUUAAGAGUAAAUUCUGGGCAUCUAAGGAUAAAGCAAAUUGCGAAGUUUACUAUUCAGUGUAUUCCUUCGGAAUGAUUCGGAACAAGAUCGGUGAUCCGAGGUCACUGGGAUUAUGGUGUAUUGAAGGCUCCGAUGGAUCCACUCUGGGCGGGGAUUCAUCGCUUCCUUUUAUCCGGCGAUGUUCAUGAUGUAGAUCUCCCUAAAGGAACACACCCUUUAAGGGCAUGUGGUUUUGUAGUGUACCUUAGGUGCCAAUUGAUACCUCAGGUGCGGUGCCGUUAGAACAACAAAAUGGCUUGUGUUUUGUGGUUUAAUAACGUCGUUAAACUUUCUAACAACCGAGAGAGGCCUUGCUUUUCCGUGGUUUAUUAAUAUUUACUCUAUUAAAAAUGUUGUAUAUGAGACAGAAAGUUUCAAUUGCGCGAAGUAUAUACGCCAAUAGCUAAACCGCAUAGUUCAGAUGUAGCUAGUACAACCUAAACAGUCAAAAAUGUCUCCCUCUCUCCCAACUAACUUUAAUCCAGUUCUAUAUCGAUUUUAGUCAUAUAAAUACAAUGACGGCAAGCCGGAGCUGUUUAUAAGAUUAAUAAACUUGAAAAUUUUUCAAUGAUUUGUGCUGAAUUUAAAAUCAGGAGCAACUGACUCGCCCUAUUUAUAUAACGAGUAGAAAAAAACGGGAAUAACCACUCUACACUAUACUUCUCAUGUCGGCUUUUAAAAGCAGGAGUAAUCCGUUCGUGUUGUACCACUUAGGUUGAAUUUAAAAUCGGGAGUAAAUGGUGGGCACUGUGCUACAUAUGUCGACCGAAAAACAGAAGGGAGUAACGGCCGACUCAUGUUGGCUUUUAAAAGCAGGAGUAAUCGGUUCAUGCUUUACUACUUAUGAUGAAUUUAAAGUCAGGAGUGAAUGUUGUUUCGACAUAUGUCGACUUGAGACUCGCGAAUUACUCCUCUUGCCGGCUUUUAAAAGCAGGAGUUAUCGGCUCACGCUAUACUACGUAUGUUAAAUUUAAAAUUGGUAGUAAACGGUUCGCGCUCUAAUUACAUAUAUCGCCUAAGAAAACAAUGGCAGUAACCGCCGACUAGCGCUACACUGAUGUCAGGUUAUAAAACAGGAGUAAUAUUUUCCCUCUAUACUACUUUGUCGGCUUCUAAAUCAAAAUUACUCAAAAUUUCUUCUCCAGGAUUGGAGAUCACAGCACUAUGGCGAGUGACGAUAAAGAAAUGCACCGGUCAUCAAAGGAAGUCGAUUAGUGGCAAAAAGAUCUUAAUCCGAUCGUGAGGCUUAGGUAAGUAAAAAAAAAAGGUUAUCAAAGUUCCCAGGGGCAAAACUGUAUUGUGUACUUUCUUAGUUUUCUAACCAAUGGGUUACACGCAACAUCGAGGGCUGAAGAGUUUUUGGUCAUUCUCGAUCAUGAAAGAUCAUGCAUUGUGUGUCAUUGAUGGGCCACAAACCUAACAAUUUAAGAAGCGGUCAUUUUUCAAAGUCCCAGAAAUCUUAUUUAUUGCAUUAACUUAAUAUACGUUGUAACUGACCCUAAAUAAGAGGGGCUCGCUCUUGCCAAAAUUUUCUACACCUUGCAAGCCACAGUUUGUUCUUACAAAAAGGGCCCCCGGGCUACUUUAUCAGCAAUUCUUUAUUAUUGAAGGGGUCACCUGUCUUGAGGGAGGGGGGGGGGCGGUUAUCAUUUCCAACUUCCCAGAAUGAUCACUGUUUCAAAUAGUCUUCCCCCUCUGUAAAAUGGUAUCUUGGUCAAGGGGUACCACACCAGUUCACUAAAUACACUUUGGAUAUCUUAAUGGACAGUAAUUUUUUUUGUUUGACUCAAGUAGAGGUAGAAAACGUUUUGAGUUUAAUUCGUCUUUUGACUGAUCCUUUCUUUUAUCAUCGUCGUUUCUGCUUGAGUUUACUUUAACGCUGCUCAAUCAUGGUGUAUUAAGCUAUCAGCCCGCCAUUUCCGAAGAGUACUGGCUUGAUAAAGCAUUGACAGGAUAUAUCUAUCAGGAUUUCUCGGGUCUAUAACAAAUGACAAAGCUCAAAUAUUAUUUCAUUUACUACUAGACGAUACAUGGAGAACAAAAACUGGUGGAACAAUGAAGUGGAAGAGGAGUGGAAGCGAGAUUCUCUUCAAGAAGUCAUGCAAGCACUCGCAAAAGCUGAUAAAGCAUUAAAACCGCCUAUGAAAGACAUGUUUACUGAUGUGUAUGACAAACCACCCCCUCGCUUGCAAAAACAACAUCAGGAGUGCAUGGACCAUAUCGCAAAAUACCCGCAUGAAUAUCCCACAGAGCUAUAUCUGCAAGAUAACUAG